AUGUCACUACAUGCAGAAUCAGCCUCAGUUGCCCCCUUUUGGAUCAUGUUGGAGUCUAACCUGCAGUCACACUCUCAAAGAGUUGGUGCUGAGUGUCAUUAUGAGAUGUCGUCUCCAAGCGCCUCCUUCGUGCAAAUCAGGUUCAAUGACAUCCACUUCUAUGAGAACUGUGGCGGCGGCAGCUUUGGGAGUGUGUACCGAGCCAGGUGGAUCUCCCAGGACAAAGAGGUGGCGGUGAAGAAACUGCUCAAGAUUGAAAACGAGGCUGAAAUCCUCAGUGUCCUCAGCCACCGUAACAUCAUCCAAUUUUAUGGUGCGAUUGUUGAGGCUCCCAACUAUGGAAUCGUCACCGAGUAUGCGAGUGGUGGAUCAUUGUAUGAUUACCUGUCCAGUGAUGAGAGUGAGGAAAUGGACAUGGGGCAGAUCAUGACAUGGGCUGCAGAGAUAGCCAGAGGAAUGCAUUAUUUACAUUCAGAAGCCCCCGUUAAGGUGAUCCACAGAGACCUAAAGUCCAGGAAUGUUGUUGUGGCAGCAGACAAGGUUCUCAAGAUCUGUGAUUUUGGGGCAUCCAAGUUCCUGACUCACACAACACACAUGUCCUUGGUGGGCACGUUUCCCUGGAUGGCUCCGGAGGUGAUUCAGAGCCUGCCUGUGUCUGAGACUUGUGACACCUUCUCCUAUGGUGUGGUGCUUUGGGAAAUGCUCACCCGUGAGAUACCUUUCAAAGGCCUGGAAGGUUUACAAGUGGCCUGGCUCGUGGUGGAGAAAAACGAGAGGUUAACUAUCCCGAGUGGCUGUCCUGCCAGCUUUGCUGAGCUCAUGAGGAACUGCUGGGCAACAGAGCCAAAAGAAAGGCCAGUGUUCAAGCAGAUCCUCUCUACUUUGGAGUCCAUGUCUAAUGACAGCCAACUUCCUCAACAGUGCAACUCUUUCCUUCACAACAAGGCUGAAUGGAGGUGUGAGAUUGAAGCUACACUUGAGAGACUUAAGAAGCUGGAGAGAGACCUGAGUACCAAAGAGCAGGAGCUGAAGGAGCGAGAGCGCCGUCUAAAGAUGUGGGAGCGCAAACUCAUCGAACAGUCCAACAGCCCGUUGCUGCCCACCCUUGACAUAUAUACAUGGACAGAGGAGCAUGUGUAUUUCUGGAUGCAGCAAAUAUUUGGCGCAGGAGAGGGUCCAUGUGGCAUGCAGCUGUAUGCUGACCUGUUUAAAGAAAAUCACAUCACUGGAAAGAGGUUGCUAUUGCUCACAGAAAACGACAUGCGGGACAUGGGGGUCAAAUCCAAAGGUCACGUCAUGCACCUCAAGGGAGAAAUUGAAAAGCUAACGAAUGAGUACCUCGGGUUUGUCCACUUCCCACCUCUGUUGAAGGAUGAGCUGGAAAAGGAGGUGCAGAAGAGUAAAACUGUGAAUCUGGAGCUGGUCUUUGGGUACCACUGGAAACCAGGAACUGGGAAAUCUGACUGCAAAUGGAAAAUGUACAUGGAACUUGAUGGAGAUGACGUUGCAGUAACCUACAUCAAAGACGUCAUCUUCAAUGCCAACCGACAGGACGUGGAAAUCCUGCGGAUGACUAAGCCACCUUUUUUGAUGGACAAAUGGAUCGUUGGAUUACUGCAGGACCAGAAAGUGGACUACACAGUCAAUUAUGAGAAUGAUGUUAAGUCACCAAAGUCUACCAGACACAGCUGUCCAGUGAUGUGGAGUCACAGUGGUGGCCAAGAUGAGAUCAAGACUGUGGAGCUGGUCAUCGAAACUACACCAGCUAACAUCGACUGGAGCCCCAUGGACAAGUCUAAUGCUGAUAUUGAUCCCACAUGGAUGUGGAAUGUAAGGCGGAGGCAGUUGAUGAACGAGAAAUCCCUGCAGACGACUGCUGCUCUGACUGCCUUCACUAGCUCUGACGCCCGCACUCUGCCUCAGUUCCUGUCUGCACAUGAAAGCCAUGGGUUUUCUUAUGCUGCAGCUGUGCGUCGCUCUCCAAACCGUGCCCAUGGAACUCCUUGGAUUGACUCACGCAGCUCCUCGCCAACUACCAGCCUGUCGGCCAAACUCUCCUCGCUUCAUCUUGGGUCAAAGGGCAGCAGCCCUUCCAGCACUACGUCAGAGAGCGCAUCAGAGAGGGAGCGAGAGCGCCCACUCAGUGCUGGAGCAGUGCAUGACCACCACAGAAACCGCUACUUGGGCAACACAUUAGCUGUGGGAGGGGGGCAGGGUAGGGGGCAUGCAUGGACCAAUACUAGAGGUAACUAUAUUAAUAAUAAAACCAGCAAAACCUCACGACAGCCAGCGAGGCCAUGGUCCAACAGUUACAGUUACACACCACAGAACCGCCCCUCCACGAUACCAGGUAUAUUGUCUGUGACAGAAAACCCCAGUGAGGAGAAAGAAGGGGCCAAAGCCAGCGAUGGAGGGUGGAUCAAAGUGGAGCGACAGAAAAGAUUACCACGUCAGGACAAUAAACAAGUCAGAGGUCGACAGAGGAAAGGGGGAAGGGGAGGUCGCGGUGCUGGUGGAAGAACUUAAUGUGGGCCACACAUGAACUGACAGCUUCUUAACAUGCGCUGAAAAGGUUUUUACAUUAUGCAUUAUGUCUGCUUACAUGCUCACAAAUGAACUGCUUGUUUUAAGAGAAUCACACUGAUGCCUAUGAUGUGUAUAUGAAUGAACAUAAGGUUUUAUUUUUUUUAAACUGGCUGCUGUCAGGUUAAUAUAAAUGCUUUAUUGUUUUAUUAUUAUAAAAAUGGAAAAAUCAUCCUUGUUCUUCACUUUCUUCUUUCAAUUUAAUAUCAGGUAGCAACCAGCGUUAUGGUUGCAUAAUUUAUUUUAUUUUAUUUAUCAGCCCAGUUUCUCUCAAGUAAUCAAAUAAACUGUUAUAACACCCUUA
Sander lucioperca (pikeperch) is the source of this 2887-nucleotide messenger RNA. RefSeq names its product sterile alpha motif and leucine zipper containing kinase AZK (gene map3k20a). NCBI's taxonomy places the organism in Eukaryota, Metazoa, Chordata, Actinopteri, Perciformes, Percidae. Gene Ontology annotation, biological process: protein phosphorylation. Gene Ontology annotation, molecular function: ATP binding; protein binding; protein kinase activity. Gene Ontology annotation, cellular component: cytoplasm. The transcript has 20 exons. Bases 1 to 2526 code for a protein of 841 amino acids. The record is from RefSeq and is a predicted model, not a curated record.